Messenger RNA from Struthio camelus australis, 3040 nucleotides. NCBI's taxonomy places the organism in Eukaryota, Metazoa, Chordata, Aves, Struthioniformes, Struthionidae. The record is from RefSeq and is a predicted model, not a curated record.
CAGCCGGGUUGGCAGAGCUGCCCUUCUAGAAGGCCGGGGAGGUACAGCAGCAGGAGGUGCAGUGUCUCAUCACGGGGCAUCAAACUACAGGCGGAGAAAGAACUGCGCAGGAAAGAGUUAAGAACCUGGUCGAAAACCAUUCCUGGUAAGGUUGAAUUCUUCUCCAGCGAGGGUUCCGACACCUCUAUUCCUAUCCCCAUCGUGCCGCUUCCAGGUGUAGAUGACUCUUACCCACCCCAGAAGAAAUCUUUUAUGAUGCUGAAAUACAUGCAUGACCACUACUUGGACAAAUACGAAUGGUUUAUGAGAGCUGAUGAUGACGUUUACAUCAAAGGGGACAAACUGGAGAACUUUCUCAGGAGUUUGAACAGCAGCGAGCCCCUCUUUCUCGGUCAGACUGGCCUUGGCACCACAGAAGAGAUGGGGAAGCUGGCACUGGAACCGGGUGAGAACUUCUGCAUGGGGGGACCAGGCGUGAUCAUGAGCCGGGAAGUGCUGCGGCGGAUGGUGCCUCACAUUGGCGAGUGCCUGCGCGAGAUGUACACCACCCACGAGGACGUGGAAGUGGGGAGAUGCGUACGGAGGUUUGCAGGAGUGCAGUGUGUAUGGUCUUAUGAGAUGCAGCAGCUGUUUUAUGAAAAUUAUGAACAGAACAAAAAAGGCUAUAUCAGAGACCUUAGGAACAGCAAAAUACACAGAGCUAUAACGUUGCAUCCUAAUAAGAACCCACCAUACCAGUAUAGACUUCACAGCUACAUGUUGAGUCGCAAAAUAGCAGAGCUUCGCCACCGGACUGUACAGCUGCACAGAGAAAUUGUCCUGAUGAGCAAAUACAGCAAUACGGAAAUCCACAAGGACGACCUCCAGCUGGGGAUGCCGCCCUCCUUCAUGAGAUUCCAGCCACGGCAUCGAGAGGAGAUCUUGGAGUGGGAGUUUCUUACGGGGAAGUAUUUGUAUUCCGGGGCCGAUGGACAGCCUCCUCGGAGAGGAAUGGACUCUUCUCAGCGUGAAGCGUUGGAUGACAUUGUUAUGCAGGUCAUGGAAAUGAUCAACGCGAAUGCUAAGACCCGGGGGAGGAUCAUAGAUUUCAAGGAAAUACAAUAUGGCUAUCGCAGAGUGAAUCCUAUGUAUGGAGCGGAGUACGUUCUUGACUUGUUGCUUCUGUACAAGAAGCAUAAAGGAAAGAAGAUGACUGUCCCUGUCAGGAGGCACGCUUACUUGCAGCAGACCUUCAGCAAGAUCCAGUUCAUGGAGCACGAAGAGAUGGAUGCCAAGGAGCUGGCCAGCAAAAUUAACCAGGAUUCUGGAUCUCUGUCUUUCCUCUCCAAUUCACUGAAGAUGUUUGUUCCGUUCCAGCUCACCGGCUCCAAAGUAGAGAGGAAGGAGCUCAAAGACAAGAAGAUCAACAUCCUAAUUCCUCUCUCUGGACGCUUUGACAUGUUUGCAAGGUUCAUGGGGAAUUUUGAAAAAACGUGCCUCAUUCCAAAUCAGAACGUCAAGCUGGUUGUGCUGCUUUUCAAUUCCAAUUCGAACCCGGACAAAGCAAAGCAGAUUGAGCUGAUGAGAGAUUUCCGUUCCAAAUACCCCAAGGCAGACAUGCAGAUCUUACCGGUGUCUGGGGAGUUCUCCAGGGCAUUGGCUCUGGAAGUCGGAUCUUCUCAGUUUCAAAAUGAGUCUUUACUCUUCUUCUGUGAUGUUGACUUAGUGUUUACCACAGAAUUUCUCCAGCGGUGUAGAGCCAAUACAGUUUUGGGUCAACAAGUAUACUUUCCAGUCAUUUUUAGCCAGUACGAUCCAAAGAUUGUUUAUAGUGGAAAAGUUCCUAGUGACAAUCAUUUUGCCUUCACCCAGAAAACAGGUUUCUGGAGGAACUACGGCUUUGGUAUUACCUGUAUUUACAAAGGCGAUCUUCUUCGAGCAGGUGGCUUUGAUGUCUCCAUCCAAGGUUGGGGCCUUGAAGACGUAGACCUUUUUAACAAAGUAAUUCAAGCUGGCUUAAAAACGUUCCGAAGCCAAGAAAUUGGAGUAGUCCACGUACAUCAUCCUGUUUUUUGUGACCCGAAUCUCGAUCCUAAACAGUAUAAAAUGUGCUUGGGGUCCAAAGCUUCAACUUAUGGGUCGACACAACAGCUGGCUGAACUAUGGUUUGAAAAAAAUGACCCAAGUUUUGGGAAAAGCAGCAAUACUAAUGGCUCAGUGAGGACAGCCUAAUGUCCAGCUAUGCUGGAAAAGACUUUUUUUUUAAUUAUCUAAUUUAUUUUUGGGAAAAUGUUUUUUGAUAGUUCACUUUUAAAAGACCACACAGGAUAUAUUUUAGAAAUCAUUGUUGUUUUCUUACAAAGAGCUCAUUUUGAGAAGAACAAGGCUGUUGGUUUUUUGUUGUUGUGUUUUUGCUUUUAAACAAAACUGUGAUCAAUAUUUGCCUUCAAACAAAAAUUUGUUUAAGAAUGAUCUGACAGAUCUGCAGAAGUCUGACUUGAAUUAGAAUUUCCUUAUGAACAAAAGAUUGUUUUCUACCUUUUCCGUUGCUGUCUUCGUUGCUAGGAUUCUGUAAAUUGGGACCUGAAUGUUCAAGCAAAGUGACAAAACACUGUAUCAAAAUGUUUUGUUGUGACUGCUGCGUUACAAAGAGUCUACUUAUUGUUAAAAAUAGCCAUUAUUUUCCAAAAAUUGCAUUAGAACAAAACAAAUCAGCGUGGCAAUGGCAAGGGUCUUAGCUGCAGGAGUUUUUCAAAUGGCUGCUUAUUUCAGUUAAAAAUAUACUUCUACUUAUUGUGGCCAGGCAACUUUAAGGGAGGGGAGAAAGUAAGCACAACCUGCUAUCAGAUUAGUCCUUGUAGCAAUUUUUGUCUUUUAUAUUUGGUCCAUAUAUGGAUCUAAUGUUUUAAGAAUCCAUGAUGGAUUCUGUGUCUUAUUCUAAACCGCUGUCCUGCCUGGAGCUGAGACGACGUCGUAAAGACAAGUUAAAGUGUAACGAGGGAAGGGAGAGGAUGGGAGACGAGAAUCUCUUGCAGCAAAGCAGCAGUACACAGUGGAAAAU